AUGUUCCCAAAAGUGUUUGGCAGGACCACCCCAUCGCCGUCUCUAUCGUCGUCUGCGCCAAAGAGCACCAACACUCAGUCCGACCAGGCCAAAUCCGCCAUCAGAGACGUUCCUUUGCCACGCCCAUCCUCGGCCUCUCAGCGCCCGAUAUCCAGCCGUACGACGAGUCGGCCACUAUCCCGGUCUUCAGAGAAAAAAGCGAGCGCCAAAGCCGACAAAAAGUCGCGGUCGCCCAAGAAACAGGAGAGAGCACACGACCCCGACACCCACCCGCUCAAUCUCCCACCUCAAGAACGCGCUCGCCUGUCGAGACUGUCCGCCAGAAUGGACCAGGAAAAGCAACAGACCAACGGCAACGGCACCGCCGACAAGCCCACCCAGAAUGGCGAUGCCGCCCCAGCUCCUCCGCCGCACAAGACCCCCACCACUCCUCCCCCUCCGAGCACCGAGGAUGCUGAGGCCUUCAAGGCUGCUGGAAACAAGUACUUCAAGGCUGGCGACUACACCAAGGCCAUUGCCGAGUACACANAAAGGUUGCGCCUCUCGAUCCAAGUCGUUCUUCUGGUCACGCCCAUGCUGACAUGUCUAUCCGCUCUAGCCGUCGAGGCCGACCCCAAGUCUCCGACGUACAAAUCAAACCGCGCCGCCGCUUACAUGUCUGCUGGAAAGUACGUCCAGGCCUUGGACGACUGCAAAGAUGCCGACGAGUUGGACCCCAACAAUGCCAAAAUCUUGCUCAGAAUGGCCCGUAUUUACACAUCUCUGGGUCGUCCCAAAGAAGCACUCGAGACCUUCGACCGCAUCGAUCCUCCUGCAUCGCAAAAGGACCGCCAACCUGCUGUUACCAUGAACCACCAUCUUUCCGAGGCCGAAGAACAGAUCCGCAAUUCUACCUCUGGUUCCAUGGCCAUUUUCGCCCUCGACCAAGCCGAGAAGGGCCUCGGAUCUACCGUCACAAGACCACGAAAGUGGGCUCUGCUUAGGGGUGAGGCAUACUUGAAGAUGGGCAACGUAAAUGCAUUGGGUGACGCUCAAAACAUUGCCAUGUCCUUGCUGCGCAACAACAGUGCCGACCCCGAGGCUCUUGUACUCCGGGGACGCGCUCUUUAUGCACAGGGCGAGAACGACAAGGCUCUGCAACACUUCAGACAGGCUAUCAGCUGCGAUCCGGACUUCAGGNAUGCCGUCAAGUAUCUGCGUAUGGUGCAGAAACUUGACCGCACAAAGGAGGAAGGAAACGGCUACUUCAAGACUGGAAAGUACCAACAGGCUGUUGACACCUACACCUCUGCUCUCGAAAUCGACCCGCAAAACCGUGGCACAAACUCCAAGAUUUUGCAAAACCGAGCGCUAUGCUACACCAAAGUACGUACAGUCUGUCAUUUCCAAUUGAUCAACUCUAACAACAUGUGCAGCNUCAAGGAAUGGCACAAAGCAAUCGAAGACUGUGAGCGUGCUUUGAAACUUGAGCCCAGUUACACCAAGGCGCGCAAGACAAAGGCCAAGGCAUUGGGCGAGUCUGGCAACUGGGAAGAGGCUGUCAAGGAGUUGAAGGCCAUCGCCGAGAGCAACCCUGAAGAACCUGGCAUUGCAAAGGAGGUCCGCAACGCCGAGCUUGAGCUCAAGAAGAGCAAGCGCAAGGACUACUACAAGAUUCUGGGAGUUGAAAAGGAUGCCGAUGACAAUCAGAUCAAGAAGGCGUACAGAAAGUUGGCUAUCAUUCAUCAUCCCGACAAGGUUUGUGACUUUGUGCUACUGUUAGAGAGCAUUGCAGACGCUAAUCAUGCAAACAGANACCAAGGAGACGAGGCUGCAGCAGAUCGCUUCAAGGACAUUGGUGAAGCCUACGAGACUCUGUCAGAUUCUCAGAAGCGCGCUCGUUACGACAGUGGUGAAGAUCUUAUCGACCCUUCGGAACAGUUCGGCGGAGGUGGUUUCGGUGGCAUGGGUGGCGGUAUGGGCUCACAAAUUGACCCCGAGGUCCUCUUCCAAAUGUUUGGUGGACAGAUGGGCGGUGGUGGCUUUGGAGGUGGCAUGGGUGGUGGUGGUGGUGGCCGCAGAGGAGGUGGUGGAGGCUUCCCUGGAGGAUUCCACUUUGGUUGA
Molecule: messenger RNA, 2103 nt
Organism: Aureobasidium uvarum
Lineage: Eukaryota; Fungi; Ascomycota; Dothideomycetes; Dothideales; Saccotheciaceae
Source: the annotation of a GenBank genome assembly